Molecule: messenger RNA, 2156 nt
Organism: Pteronotus mesoamericanus
Lineage: Eukaryota; Metazoa; Chordata; Mammalia; Chiroptera; Mormoopidae
Gene: DBF4
Product: DBF4-CDC7 kinase regulatory subunit
Exons: 12
Coding region: 115-2145 (676 amino acids)
Biological process (GO): positive regulation of nuclear cell cycle DNA replication; regulation of cell cycle phase transition
Cellular component (GO): Dbf4-dependent protein kinase complex
Molecular function (GO): zinc ion binding; nucleic acid binding; protein serine/threonine kinase activator activity
Source: RefSeq, a predicted model, not a curated record
CUGCGGAAGGGGAAAGGCGACUGGCGGGUCAACGGGCCUCGAGGAGCCUUGUUUUCUCCUCCACCCGGCACGACACCCUCUCCAGAGCCAGCAUGUAGGUGCCGGGCGGCUGCCAUGAACUCCGGAGCCAUGAGGAUCCACAGCAAAGGACAUUUCCAGGGUGGAAUCCAACUCAAAAAUGAAAAAAACAGACCAUCUUUGAAAUCUCUGAAAACCGAUAACAAACCAGAAAAGUCCAAAUAUAAGCCACUUUGGGGAAAGGUAUUUUACAUUGACUUACCUUCUGUCACCAUAUCUGAAAAACUGCAAAAGGACAUUAAGGAUCUGGGAGGGCGAGUUGAAGAAUUUCUCAGCAAAGAUAUCAGUUAUCUUAUUUCAAAUAAAAAGGAAGCUAAAUUUGCACAAACAUUUGGACGAAUUUCUCCUGUACCAAGUCCAGAAUCUGCAUAUACUGCAGAAACCACUUCACCUCAUCCCAGUCAUGAUGGAAGCUCAUUUAAGUCUCCAGAGGCAGUGUGUUUGAGCAGAGGAAAAUUAUUAGUUGAAAAAGCUAUCAAGGACCACGAUUUUAUUCCUUCAAAUAGUAUAUUAUCAAAUGCCUUAUCGUGGGGAGUAAAAAUUCUUCAUAUUGAUGACAUUAGAUACUACAUUGAGCAAAAGAAAAAAGAAUUGUAUUUACUCAAGAAAUCAAGCACUUCUGGAAGAGAUGUGGGGAAAAGAGUAGGUAUUGGCACACAGAAAACAAGAACAGGUAGACUCAAGAAGCCCUUUGUAAAGGUGGAAGAUGGGAGCCAACUUUAUAGACCAUUUUAUCUUCAGCAGACCAGUAUGCCUUUUAUAAAUUAUUCUGUUCAGAAGCCUUCCAGUCCAUUUGAUAUAGAUAAGCCACCUAACAUCCAAAAGCAAACUCAGGUUAAACUAAGAAUCCAGACAGAUGGCGAUAAGUAUGGUGGAAUCCCUAUUCAACUCCAAUUGAAAGAGAAGAAAAAAAAAGGAUAUUGUGAAUGUUGCUUGCAAAAAUAUGAAGAUCUCGAAACGCAUCUCCUAACUGAGCCACACAGAAACUUUGCACAGAGUAAUCACUAUCAAGUUGUUGAUGAUAUCAUAUCUAAGUUAGUGUUUGACUUUGUGGAAUAUGAAAAGGGCAUGCCUAAGAAGAAAAGAUUAAAAUGCAGCGUUGGAUCUUUUUCUCCUAUUACUGCAAAUAUCCUGAAAAAGCCUGAACCAAAAGAAAAGCUAGAACUGCAACUUAUCUCUCAGAAAGACUUCAGGGAAAAUAAUACACAGGUGAUCGAGCAGAGUUUUCAACAUAAAGAAACCCAGCAACCUGAAGAAAAGUGUGCGUUCAUUUCAGAGCACAUCACUUACCCUUCAAAUGAAACGAGAGGACUUGAUGAGAAAACAGCUAAUAAAUGUUCUAUGAUAAAUCCAGCUGACAGUGACACAGAACACAAUUUUACACAUCUACCUCCAGAUAAAAAUGAACAAGGAUGCAUUCUUGAUAUUUCUAAACAUAAAUUAAUUAUAAAUGAAAAGGACUUGGAAGAAGUAAGAACAGAUCACAGUCCAUGUAAGCUACAGACAUCUAUACAAGUUUCUGAUUUCAGUAUGGAUAAUGGUACAUCUCAGCCAAAACAGAAGUCAGAUACCGUGCUGUUUCCAGCAAAGGAUCUGAAGGAAAAAGACCUUCUUUCAAUAUUUGGUCAUGAUUCUGGUCUGUUAGCAGUAAGUAGUUCACGGGAGCACCUUCCUAUUCAGGUAAAUACUCCAUCCCAAAGUCAUCCUGAGGAACCCAAUGAAUAUGACAUCAAGAGUAAGAAUAGCUUACCCUCUGGUAAAAUCUGCCGGAAAGUGAAAAUAUUGUUAGGAAGAAAUAAAAAAGAAAAUCUGGAACCAAAUGUAGAAUUAGAUAAAGAAAGAACUGAAUGUCUUACUAUACAAGAGGAAGACAGAAUUUGUAGUUCACAGUCUCUACUGGACUUAUUUCAGACUAGUGAAGAGAAGUCAGAAUUUUUGGGUUUUACAAGCUAUACCGAAAAUGGUAGUAUAUGUGAUGUUUUUCAUGUUUGGGGGGAGGAAGAUUCAAAUAGUCUGUUGUCAGUGUUUUCGUCUUCCCCUUCAACUUCUACAUUUACUGGCUUUUAGGCUUUAAAAAA